Messenger RNA from Symbiodinium pilosum, 435 nucleotides. The record is from the annotation of a GenBank genome assembly. Lineage: Eukaryota; Dinophyceae; Suessiales; Symbiodiniaceae.
GAUAUGCUGGGACUUGUGGUCGUGCCACAGCCGGGCGAGGAGGAGUUUCUCCUGGAGAAGCCGCUCCAACAAGUUUACGUUGCUGAAGCCCCGUCCGGCAAGGGGGGGAAGCUAACUUCGGAGCAGCUGAUGGAGGCCGUUGCAGGCGGUGACGUCGCCUUUGUGGCAGAGGCCUUGCCCGUGGGCGUUAGCCGCAUGAUUCUGAACCCGACCUCUGAGGAGCGGGCAUCCUUUCAGCAGGACCUUGCCAAACUCCUGUUGCAGGUUCCAGAUAGUCCUUGGCCUGCCGGAAAGCUGAUGCAGAAGCUGAAGGCCUACGACCACGAGGGAACUUUGGCGUUGGUUAUCCUCAGCGAUGCCAUGGCGCCGGCCAUGAAGCAUCAUAUAGACCUCAUGGACAAGGCGAAGGAGAGACUCGAAGAGAGAGGCUACAGG